Molecule: messenger RNA, 317 nt
Organism: Anthostomella pinea
Lineage: Eukaryota; Fungi; Ascomycota; Sordariomycetes; Xylariales; Xylariaceae
Source: the annotation of a GenBank genome assembly
AUGUCGUCGUUCAACCACCAGGAGCAGCAGGUUACUGUUACCUUCUUCCCGGACCAGAAUUACAGCGUCCAGCCCCACUACUCCGAGGACUACAACGACGUACCCAACUACUUCGGCAAUACCUACACCAGUAACGCCUAUGCCUUCAACGUCUCCAUCGGCUAUUCCUACAACCAUCGUGCCCUCCACUACCAGCAUGUAUGGGAUAACUCCUUGGCUGAACAGAUCAAUCCUUUCUCGCAGGUCGUCAGUAUUCCUAUCAGCGUAUUUAACGAGUGGGACGACGUCGGAAAGGUUAUAAUCAAGGGCAUCGCUGC